This is a messenger RNA of Botrytis byssoidea, 621 nucleotides long. RefSeq lists its product as uncharacterized. The coding region runs from base 1 to 621 and encodes 206 amino acids. The transcript is spliced from 4 exons. NCBI's taxonomy places the organism in Eukaryota, Fungi, Ascomycota, Leotiomycetes, Helotiales, Sclerotiniaceae. The record is from RefSeq and is a predicted model, not a curated record. Gene Ontology annotation, biological process: proton motive force-driven ATP synthesis.
AUGACCUCGGACGGAAGAACUCGUCAAGUAUUAACCGGUGUUCUCGUCCGGUCCUGGCAUGGGGAAAUGACGAUACCCACGAGUGGGGGAUUGAUUGUUCCUGACGCUAAAAGGUGGAGUGGAAAGCUGGAAGCGGAGCCCUUUUGCUCGCCUCCUUGCUUUGUUCUGUCCCUCAACGCGGGACGGGAAGACAACGGCAUCUCGGAAUCUUUCGGUGCGCGCUUGGCGCUUAAAUCGCCUAGCUUGGAAAUUUGUAUGGCUCCAAUUCAAUCAAACUGUGCCGGAUCAAUACUAUCACGAACCUUCACUCCGUCACCGCAAUCAUAUUCGAACAAUUAUCGAUUUAGUCAAAUCUUCGAACUUGUCAAAAUGGUUUCUUACUACCAAAUCGCCGGAAAGCAAGUUGGCUCCCACUACUUAGCUAUGGCAGUUCUCGGUUCGUUGGCUGGUGUCGUCACUUUGUCCACUCGUGGUGGAUCUGCUGCAAAGAAGGAGUCAACUCCACCAAUUAACGCCAAAAGUCCAGAUGAGGAGAAAUACAUUAAGGACUUCAUGGCUAGCAUCGAGGGAAGCAAGAAUGGAAACAACGCAGACUUGACCAAGAAGGACGCAGGAAGAUAA